CGCUGCUGAUUUCUAAGCAAAUAUCCGAGAGAAUCUGAACACGGCGUUCUUACUGUAGACAUUCACUACUAAGAAUAAAGCCACCGUUACUAUUUCAGCAAGAUAUACUGUCUUUAUAGGCCUGUCAGUGAGAAUGAACGGGUCUCGCCCGGAUUGUUGGCAUGGCGUUACAGACCCCCGGGAGCGGAAACAGAUACAGGACAGGCUAGCUCAAAGAGCACGUAGAAAACGACUGAGAGAAGCCAGGGAAGCUAAGAAACAAGAUAGUAGCGCUUCCAAUUGUGCAACUGUGGACCAUAGCUCGACCUGUGACUGGCUCUCGGCAACAUGCGAUCCGGACCUAGCUACAGCAGUUGAGACCGUAUCGACGCUGCAGCAAUCCUCGAACCAGACACCGCCCACAGAGCUUUCAACCGACUUCUCUUCCGAUUCCCCUUACAGGUAUCUCGAGAAUAUAGAAGUCGUACCGCCCAUGACCUUCACAGCACAGCCGCCCGCCGUCCAACUCACAGUCUUCUCCGCUAUGUUCAUGAAUGGCAAAGUACUGGGCUUAAGCUGCAGUACCGUGCUACCUGGAAAGUCUAAACUUCAAUCAGCAGACAUACCAAUACCUCUCCAGCCAACCUCGACGCAGAUCUUCAACUACCAUGCGCUUUUUAUCGACCGCUUCCCGUUUCCCAAAAUGCGGGACAACAUGAUCAAUAUGAGUCCGAUCAUAGACGACGAGGAGUUUUUGCAGGAUCUAUUCACGAUGGACAGUUUUACUAUUACUCCGGGCUGUGCGAGCUGGGAUCCGCAGUCGUGGAAGCUAAAGAAGGGGCCUUGGGCAGAGAAGUGGGGGUAUCUGCUUUGUUACGGACCCGAAGGAUUGGAGUGAAUGGGCACUAGUAAAAGUGCGACAAGUGGGAAGAUAGGAAGAACAGACGCUCCUUGUUCACUGCCAAAUACUCGAGUAGACCGCCACGUUCUACAAGAAUCUUGUUCCACGACCUCAGCCAUCAUCAACCUCUCACACUUUCUCCUGCGCAGCCUUCUUAAUCCACUCCACCACCUUCUCCGGCGCACUCGCAUUCGGACAAUGCCCCGUCUCAAUCCCAUCAACCACCACCUUCCUCCCAGUCGCCUUCUCAAU
Messenger RNA from Mytilinidion resinicola, 1132 nucleotides. RefSeq lists its product as uncharacterized. The record is from RefSeq and is a predicted model, not a curated record. The transcript has 2 exons. Bases 134 to 877 code for a protein of 247 amino acids. NCBI's taxonomy places the organism in Eukaryota, Fungi, Ascomycota, Dothideomycetes, Mytilinidiales, Mytilinidiaceae.